CUCUCUACUUUCUUUCACUUUCUUUCUCACUCCAUUGGAACCCAAAUCUCUCUCUCUCUCUCUCUCUCUCUCUCUCUCUCUCUCAAUGCAUUAACAUGAGCAGAGUGGGAAUUGGAGUCCACCACCGCCGGCAAUGAAUCCCAGCACCGAACAACCACCACCGCCGCCGCCGUUGCAGCCCCACCGCUCCUCCUUCAGCUGCGACCGCCACCCAACCGAGCAAUUCACCGGCUUCUGCCCCUCAUGCCUCUGCGAGCGCCUCGUAACCCUCGACCCUUCCUCCGCCUCCUCCUCCCGCCGCCCCUCCAACGCCGCGGCCCCUUCCUCCGCCGCCGCCGCCGCAAUUAAAGCCAUCUUCCGAGUCCCCACCAAACCCUCUUCUUCCUUCUUCCCGGAGCUCCGCCGCACGAAGUCGUUCUCCGCCUCGAAAAACGAGGGCUUUUCUGGAGUAUUCGAGCCCCAACGCAAGUCAUGUGAUGUUAGGGCUCGGAACACUCUAUGGUCUCUCUUCAGCAUUGAGUCCAUUGAAGUUGAACCUAAAACCCUAACUGGUCCAGUGCUUGAGUCCAAAGAGGAGGACCAGAACGACAAUGGCGGCGACGACGACGACGAUGAUAAUGAUGAUGAAAUUUUGGUCUCCGAGGAGCCAAAUGUAGCGAAUUUUGUGGAAGAAAGAGAUGAUGAAGAGGAAAUCAAGACAAUGAAGGACCACAUAGAUCUCGAUUCACAGGCGAAGAAGCCCUCUGGCAUGGAUUUCAAAGGUUUCUGGUCCGCUGCUUCGGUAUUCAGCAAGAAAUGGCACAAUUGGAGGCAAAAGCAGAAGCUCAAGAAGCGAAAUACCGGCGGAGAAUCGGCGGCAUUGCCCGUAGAGAAGCCCAUUUCGCGGCAGUACCGUGAAACCCAGUCGGAAAUCGCCGAUUACGGGUUCGGCCGACGAUCCUGCGAUACCGAUCCUCGGUUCUCCCUCGACGCCGAUCCUCGGUACUCUUUCGACGAGCCUAGAGCUUCCUGGGAUGGGUAUUUGAUCGGCCGGAGCUUUCCUCGGAUUCCACCGAUGCUCUCGGUGGUGGAGGAUUCUCCGGUGGGUCUCGUUUCGAGGUCUGAUAAUCAAAUUCCAAUCGAAGAACCCAUGAAUUGUAUCAAUGAGAACGAACCAAUCCCUGGUGGGUCUGUACAAACUCGGGAGUAUUACUCUGACUCGUCCUCGCGGCGGAGGAAGAGCUUGGACCGGUCUAACUCAAUGAAGAAGAUGGUGGCGGAGAACGAAGAAUUGAAAGCUGUUUCGAAUGCUAAAGUGUCUCCAGCGACAAUUGAUUACAUUCACGGGACUAAAUUGUUGGUGGGUGAGAGAGAUUUGAGGGACUUGAAUUCGAAUUCCUUGAGAGAUGACUGUUCUGAGACCUUUGAAUUGGGUUUUAGGGACAAUGCUUCUGUGAUUGGGAAUGGGGAAGGAAAGGGUUUGAAGAAGUCUCGCCGGUGGAGUAAGAUUUGGGGAUUUAUACACCGGCGAAAUGGAGGUAGCAAAGAUGAGGAGGAAGACAGGUAUAAUAAUAGUAGAGGAAAUGGGGUUGAGAGAUCGUUUUCGGAGUCUUGGCAAGAGUUUAGGAGGGAAAGUAAUGGUGAUGUGAGAGGGGGAUUAAGCAGAAAGGUGUUUCGAAGUAAUAGUAGUGUGAGCUCGAGGACUUCUUAUAGCAAUGGUGGAUCAUUUGGAAGUGUGAGAAAGCAGAGUAUUGAGACCAAUGGGCAUGGUAGAAAGAAGAGAGAUGAUUUUGUUUUGGAGCGUAAUCGGAGCGCUAGGUACUCCCCAAACGACAUUGAAAAUGGCCUCUUGAGGUUCUACUUGACGCCCAUGAGGAGCAGCAAUCGAAGAGCUGGACCGGUGAAGAACAAACCGAAUAACUCAUAUUCAAUUGCGAGGAGCGUAUUGCGACUGUACUGAAAAUCCAAAGUAAAUGCUUGUUGGUUCUUCCCGGGUUCUAGAGUUCACUUACCCGUCUUGGUUACGGAAUUUCAAUUUAAGUCUAGUUUGGGUUUGCUGAAAGGGGAGGGUUCUUGGAGCGGCAGGUAUCAGUGGUCAUUGAUCUGGGGCUAUGAAAAAACCGAGUUUAUAGGGUGUUGAUCAAGGUAGAAAGCAGCUUCUGCAAACAAAGCAUAGGAACUUUGAAGCGUUAUGAUAGAAGCUGGCGUGUUUGAACAAGCCGUGGAUCUGUUAAUGCCAGUGUCUCUGCUUCUCUUCCUGCAAUCAUGCCAACCUGGAGACCCUGUUCUAGUUGGACAGAUUAACUGAUCAUGGUGAAACAGGUGAAAUACAAUGCCCCAAAGCUUCAUAUCCAUACAGGGGAAGAUCCAAUGCUGAAAACUUUGGCCUGAAAAACUAAUAGAAAAGGCUACUGAAUCAUAAUAUUUAGCACCCAUGUAACGGAAUUAUGGGUAAUUCAGAAGAGAUCAGUUUAUCUCCUCAUUCAAUUCUUAUUUAUUUAUUUUUAAUUUUUUGCUUCUACUUUUAUUUAUUGUGGGUUUUAUUCUGUAACUGUAAUUGGUCAAUGAUGAAGAGAUCACUUGGAGAAUUUGUUUGAGA
Camellia sinensis is the source of this 2578-nucleotide messenger RNA. Its product is annotated as protein OCTOPUS. Lineage: Eukaryota; Viridiplantae; Streptophyta; Magnoliopsida; Ericales; Theaceae. Gene Ontology annotation, cellular component: plasma membrane. The record is from RefSeq and is a predicted model, not a curated record.